AUGGCGCGGGAGCUGAGCCAGGAGGCUGUGCUGGACUUCCUCUGGGCGGCCGGGGGGCGAGCCCCCAACACGGCGCUGCUCCGCCACUUCCAGCGGUUCCUCCGCGACCCGGCGCUCACGGAGCAGCAGCGGCGGGAGCGCCGUGAGUAUUUCAAGAGCCUCGUCAACUCCUUGGCCACCGUCCACCCCGCCGCCGCCCCCGGCGCCUCCAAGGACAUCGUCCUCCGCCGCAGGUACCGCGACCUCCUCGAUGAGGAGCUGCCGCCGCCGGAGGAACAGAGGGAGCAGGAGGAGGAAAAGAAGGAGCCGCCGCCCCGACGCGACCCCGACGGGCGGCGCGCGUCCCGGUCCCGGACGCCACCGCUGCCGCCGGGCCCGGAGAUGCCGCCUCCCUACAGGUUGCCUCAGCCCCGACCUCCGCCGCAGCCCGCGACCGGGAUGCCCUUGCAGGAGGCCCCACGGCCCUCAGCAAGCCCAGGGAGACGACCUCCCGCCGGAGCUAUCCAGUCCCCGCUGCUGUCAUCGGGCCCCAGGGCGCUGCCCCCCUCCGAGCUGCCCCCAUCCCGGUCUCUGCCGUUGCUGUCCCCCCCCGAGCUGCCCCCAUCCCGAUCCUUGCCGCUGCUGUCCGCCCCGGAGGUGCUGCCCCUGUCCCGGUCCCUGCAGGCACUCCCUGCCAGCCCCUCCUCGUCGCCACGGCUGUUACCAGGCCCCAAGGCGCUCGCUUCCAGCAGGCUGCCCCCAUCGCAGUCCAGGUCCCUGCAGCAGCUCCCCACCAGGCCAUCCCCAGACUUGCCCAGGGGAUCCAGGGGGCUGACCCCCAAGGGACAAACCCAACCUCAAGUCCUGCGGCUGCACCCGCGUCAAAGCCUGACACUGCCGUCAGAUCCCGGGAUCCUGCCCCCCACCAAGUCCCCCCCACCCCAAUCCCUGCCACAAUCCGCCACUCUCCCAUUCCCACCCCGCUCCCUGCAGCCUCCCCUUGCCAGGUCACCCCCAUCCCAGUCCUUGCUGCCGGCGCAGGGCCCCGCAGUGCCCCAAGCCCCAGAGAGCCAGCCCCCAGCACCGCUGCCUGUUUUCCGGAGCAUCAGGUGCCAGCUGGCUUUGUCGGAGGGGCAGGGCACCCCCCCAUCACUGCCCGAUGACGGUGGGCGGCAGCCCCGCUCCAAGAGCUCCCCCAGGAACGCCUCAAGCCGGGGACCCUUGGUGCCGCUGGGACAGCGGGAGCACGCCUGGCUUGUGGCCAUGUCAGCGGGCCGCUGGGCUCAGGUGCGGGGGCUCUUUCUGGAAGAGCCUGAGCUGGCCCUGCAGAGGGACUUCAUAUCAGGCUUCACGGUCCUUCACUGGCUGGCCAAGCACGGCGACGGGCCGGGCCUGCAGGAGCUGGCAGCGGCGGCGCGGCAGGUCGGGCUGGCCCUGGACGUGGACGCCCGCUCGGGCUGCGGGUACACGCCGCUGCACCUGGCUGCCAUACACGGCCACCAGCUUGUCAUCAAGGUGCUGGUGCUGCAGCUGGGCUGCCAGGUGCAGGUGCGGGACGGCAGUGGGCGCCGGCCGUGGGAAUACCUGGGCAGCUCCACCUCGGGGGAGAUCUGGCAGCUGCUGGAGGCACCCCGCGGCACUAUCAUGUUCCCCACGCAGCCCCUGGCCCGCAGCGUGUCCUCUGUCAGCAAGGUCUCGCCGUCCAGCGGCAGGACAGCACUGCCUGCCUGCCUCAGGGUACAGCUGGGCCGUGGGACAGUGUCCCACCAGUCCGGCAGUGACAGUGACUGA
Molecule: messenger RNA, 1770 nt
Organism: Pseudopodoces humilis (Tibetan ground-tit)
Lineage: Eukaryota; Metazoa; Chordata; Aves; Passeriformes; Paridae
Source: RefSeq, a predicted model, not a curated record